Periophthalmus magnuspinnatus is the source of this 4848-nucleotide messenger RNA. RefSeq names its product potassium voltage-gated channel subfamily KQT member 2-like. The record is from RefSeq and is a predicted model, not a curated record. Gene Ontology annotation, molecular function: voltage-gated potassium channel activity. Bases 549 to 3395 code for a protein of 948 amino acids. The transcript is spliced from 19 exons. NCBI's taxonomy places the organism in Eukaryota, Metazoa, Chordata, Actinopteri, Gobiiformes, Gobiidae. Gene Ontology annotation, biological process: transmembrane transport; potassium ion transport. Gene Ontology annotation, cellular component: membrane.
CCUCUCCUCUUUACCUCCUCCUCGUCUUCUUCUUUUCCUCGGUCCUUGGCGCGCGCCCCGGUGGCGGUAGCGCGCACCCCUCUGCGGCACGUUGCAAGCGCUCAGCUCGGUUCGUAUUUUUUUAUUGUAGGCUGUUAUUUUCUUCCUCCAUCACUCUUAUUUUCCAGCCCUCCCCACCCUGUUUACCGCAUUUGGAGCGAUGUGCGUCCCUGCAUUUUUCUCUAUUUUGAUUGCUCACUUCCAGCGGGGUUUUCCUUCGUUUUCUUUUUGUCUUUCUCUUUGUCACCUGUCCAGUCGUAGCUUUUACGUGUUUGUUUGUUCGUAGGCCUUGGGCUAUUUUUAGAAAACUCAUUGUGUUUUUUCUCCUGUCCCUCUUUGUUGUACCAUUCGUCUUUCGCACUCAUCACCCGCGUUUUGUACCAAUUCCCCUUUCUCUAUGUAUCAUGUAAAGACGUGUUCGGUUCGCUUCGUCCUUUUCCGCCCGUUUCCGCUCGUUUCCUCCCUUUUUCCUCUCUCUCCUGUCCUUUCUCGUCCCCGUUAUAUUUCUAAUGAUGGUCCAAAAGUCGCGGAACGGCGGCGUGUUUCCCGCAUCACAGAACGACCAGAAGAAGCUCAAAGUGGGGUUCGUGGGCCUGGAGGGGGCCGUGGCGGAGACGAGCAGGGACGGGGCCCUCCUCAUCACAGGUGUGGAGGAGGGCCCCCGGCGACAGCGUACCAGUGUGUCAGGAGGGAAGAAGCCAGUUAAACGUAACGCCAUCUACAGGCGUCUGCAGAACUUUCUCUACAAUGUUUUAGAGCGCCCUCGAGGAUGGGCCUUCAUCUAUCAUGCAUAUGUGUUUCUGCUGGUCUUUUCCUGUCUUGUUCUGUCAGUCUUCUCUACCAUCAAAGAAUAUGAGAAGAGUUCAGAGGAUGCUCUAUACAUCCUGGAAGUGGUGACCAUCGUGGUGUUCGGAGUGGAGUACAUGGUGAGGAUCUGGGCCGCUGGAUGCUGCUGUCGGUACAGAGGGUGGAGAGGUCGCCUGAAGUUUGCCAGAAAACCCUUCUGUGUCAUUGACAUCAUGGUCCUGAUAGCUUCUGUGUCAGUGCUGGCGGCAGGGACCCAGGGGAAUGUCUUUGCCACAUCAGCCAUUCGCUCGCUCCGAUUCCUCCAGAUCCUGAGGAUGAUCAGAAUGGACCGGCGCGGAGGCACAUGGAAACUUCUGGGCUCAGUGGUCUAUGCUCACAGCAAGGAGCUGAUUACUGCAUGGUACAUCGGCUUCUUGUGUCUGAUCCUAGCUAGUUUCCUGGUUUACUUGGCCGAGAAGGAGGACAACGAGCAGUUUGAGACAUAUGCUGAUGCUCUGUGGUGGGGACUGAUCACCCUGACAACUAUCGGCUAUGGUGACAAAUUCCCUAUCACGUGGAACGGCCGUCUGCUGGCUGCCACCUUCACUUUGAUUGGAGUGUCUUUCUUUGCCCUGCCUGCUGGCAUUCUUGGCUCUGGUUUUGCCCUGAAAGUCCAGGAGCAGCAUCGACAGAAGCACUUUGAGAAACGUAGGAAUCCGGCUGCUGGAUUAAUACAGGCAGCGUGGAGGGUUUAUGCCACCAACCUGACUCGAACUGAUCUUAACUCCACUUGGGACUACUACGAAAGAACCACUGUCCCUAUGUACAGGUUGAUUCCUCCCUUGAACCAACUGGAUCUACUAAGAAACCUGAAGAACAAGUCUGGUCUUUCUUUCAGGAAGGACGUCCAGCCUGAGCCGUCUCCCAGUCAGAAAGUGAGUUUAAAGGAGAGAGUCUUCUCCUCACCUCGAAGCUCUGGGACCAAAGGCAAAGGCUCUCCUCAACAUGUCCUGCCCACAGUGGGUCCAGGCGUGGGUCCUGAUGGCCAUGCGGUCUGCCCUGUUCUGGAUCCAAACCUAGAUGACAGUCCUAGUAAAGUCCCUAAGAGCUGGAGCUUUGGGGAGCGCAGCCGGACCCGGCAGGCCUUCAGAAUCCGGGGGGCGGCAUCCAGGCAGAACUCAGAAGUGCUCAUAGAGAUGCAGGAUGAAGAGUUCAGACAGAAGAGCUCGCCAGAGGCCAGUCUGCCAGGGGAGGACAUGGCGGAUGAUAAUAAAAGCUGUCACUGUGAGUUUGUCCCUCAAGACCUGACUCCGGGGUUAAAGGCCACUAUCAGAGCCAUUUGGUACAGUUGGUACUCUUUUUCUUGUUUUGCACUCAACAGCAUCAUAUGCCAUAUUUUCUCAACUUGUCUUUUUGACUUCACAAUAAUCAUUGUUCAGACAUUGUACAUUGUUUUUCUUGUUUUUCCCUGUACCCAAACUAAGGUUCUGACUCAAUUUUUGUCAUAUUCAGCUUGCUUGCCUUUUUCUGAUCAUUUAAAUCACUUUAUUUAUGCUCACUCAGGGCCAAAGGUCAGAGGUCACAGGUCAGCGUGUGCAGUGGCAUCCAUUUUCUGUUGUUUCACUACUUUCAGUUGUUGCAUCAUGCGCUUCUUGGUUUCCAAGAGAAAAUUUAAGGAGAGUCUACGGCCAUAUGAUGUGAUGGACGUGAUUGAGCAGUAUUCUGCUGGACACUUGGACAUGCUGGCCCGCAUCAAGAACCUCCAGUCCAGAGUGGACCAAAUAGUGGGGAGGGGCACACCCAUCACUGACAAGGAUCGACCCAAACCAAAUGAAGAGAUGCCAGAGGACCCCAGUAUGAUGGGACGUCUGGGGAAGGUGGAAAAACAGGUUUUGUCAAUGGAACGGAAGCUAGACUUCCUGGUGAAUAUCUACAUUCAGAGAAUGGGGAUUCCCCAGUCUGAGACAGAUGCCUACUUCAGAUCUAAAGAACCAGACCCAGCACCUCCAUACCACAGCCCUGUGGGCCAUUUGGAGAAGAGCCAAUCUGUGCCCAAGAUACUCCAGGUUAAUCCAGGUGAAAAUGUGUCAUCUUCGCGAUAUGUUUCAAAAAUGGUUCGUUCUAGUAGCUCCACAGCUCAGCGCAGCUGCCCAGCACCAUCUUGCCCACCCUCUACAUCCUGGCAGCCAAUCAGCGGCCAUUUACAGCAUGCUCCACCCCCUUGGCCACGCAGCCAUGGUAACACUCCAAGUCCAGUAAACGACUCACUGGUGAGGCUCCCUCCGCCUCCUGCAAACACAGGGUCUCGAACACACCGCGACCGCAGCGAGAGGGGUGGAGUCAGCGGUGACGAGCAGAAACCUGACAGCGAAUCAUCUGUGUCUAUUCCCUCUGUGGAUCAUGAGGAAUUGGAGCGCUCUUUCAGCAGCUUCUCCAUAUCCCCGUCGCGGCCGCGUUGCGCCACAGUCCGGCCCUACAUCGCAGAGGCUGAGUCCGACUCAGAGUCUGAACUGUGCCCAGCUUCCAGACCUGCCGAGGGAAGACUGACAGAUGAGACCAGAACACACUGAACUAGUGAAGGACACCAGUCUAAUGUAGCAAACAACCUUUUGGAUUUAAUCCUCUGCCCUAAAACAAUGAUGUGCCCCUUUUAAGGCUUUCUUUACUGCAUUCCAGUCAUCUAUUAAGUCACAGUACUCUGCAACUCUGAACUCUGCAAGACACCUUUUUUUUUUACCUUGUUGUGUCAGAAGUACUGUAUUUUAGUAUCUGGAUAUAAGCCUACAGAGUUCCUGCCAAAUGUUUCUUACAGAAAAAACAAACAAACUAAACAUUUUAAAUUUGUAAGAAGAAACACCAGUUCCUGUUGACAAUCUUUUUUUUUCAGUCAAAAUGUGGCACACUGUUCAUACAGACCAUCUAUCAGAAUGGAUCACCUUCCCUAGACCAGCACAAUUUAUUGCCAACUGUGUAAUUUCAACUAUUGAUUUAUUUUUAAUUAAAACAGUUGGAAGAUACGUUCUUAUUAAAGCCAUAAUUUCUGAACUCAGUAGCAAAUAUGAUAACUCUUGGUCUGUUCAAAAGAUUUUACUGAAUAUGGACAUAAACUCAACUGAACUAAAGCAUCGUAUGUGGGCUGUACUUACUAAUAAACGGUAAAGUUAUCCUGUUCCCAGAGAGCAUGUGGACUGUGGGCCACUGAAUCAAUUCAAUUUAAGCUUAUAAUCCAAAUGCUGAGAAAAUGAUGUGUUUAAGAUUUAAGAUGAGAACUAGACAACAUAAAAAGUAUUUAAAUUAUCUGUAUUAUUAUUCAGCAUUUAACUCUUAUAGCAUGAAAAUAGCAUAGAAUUAUAAUGAAAAAUUACAUUUACAAUACACCGCAAUAUAUCUUCUGAAAACACAAAUAGCCUAAUCUUUAUAGGAGUGAGAGCAUUCAAAGAGUGCACUCCCAAUGUAGUCCAAACCCACAGCAACCUUUCACUAUGUUUACAGCUGAAUUACUCUGAAAUCAGGUUAACAAAAUCAGUUAUAUAAGCAUGCACUAUGUGUUUGCUAAAACUUAGAAGUACACUUGCACAUACACAGUAAUUGAGAAUAUUUUUAUUUCCAUUAAAUGCCUGUGGUCCAAUUUUUAGACAUGAUAAACAUCCGGUGGUUCAAGGAAUAGAACCUUUUGACUGUAGUUUGAUCAGAAGUUUAUUCCAGGCUUAAACCGGCUUUGCUAAGCAGUGUGCAGCACCACCACUGUUGAUGGUUAUGUUUAAAACACAUCUUCACUUGGUCAAGAACUCCUUAGCCUUAUCACUGCCCGGUCAACACCCAGUGUUCAAAUCUACCACUCAAAUGUAACACAGCUAGAUUAAAAUGUGAGGAAAGGCUCUGAACCAAAGCUUUGUGUUUUAACUGUCCAAAGAAAAGCCACUCUGUCAUGCAAGAACCCAGUGAUGGUGUUGACCAUUGUACCAAUCUUCAUUACUUGUAAUCACACAUGUAAUCCGAUUUACAUUAAAACAUCAACCCUUU